ACAUUUUACCGAAACUUCACGGAGAAAAGUGAAAUUCCAAAUUCUCCAAUAAUCAAACUGAUCAAAAAACAUACUGCGCCACUUGCUAUUUCGACUUCGAAUUCAAGAUCGCGACUUGACUCGGAUCUUGUCUACAAGUACGCGAAAAAAAACGAAACUUAGCUGAUACUCGCGUUUAAAUAAAAAAAUCUUGUGUAAUAUUGUGUAAAUUUUAAGAGUUCAGUGUUUGAAAAUAUUACAUAAUGCCACUCUUAAGACUUACUUCAGGCACUUUUGGACAGCUGCGCACUUUCGCUACGUCAUCUGCUCUUGGAAAAAGAGUCAAAACAUUUGCUGUUUAUCGUUGGAAUCCUGAUGAGCUAGACAAAAAGCCAUACACUCAGAAUUUCGAGGUGGAUUUAGAUGAUUGCGCGCCCAUGGUUCUUGAUGCAUUACUAAAGAUUAAGAAUGAAAUGGAUCCCACCCUGACAUUUAGAAGGUCGUGUCGUGAAGGGGUUUGUGGUUCUUGCGCAAUGAAUAUUGAUGGAGUCAACACUUUAGCGUGCAUCAGCCACAUCGAUCAUAAUUUAUCCAAGCCUACUAAAGUCUACCCAUUGCCCCACAUGUACGUAGUUAAAGAUUUGGUACCAGAUCUGACUAACUUUUACCGUCAGUAUCAGUCCAUAGAACCAUGGUUGCAGCGUGAUAAUGAGGCAGUAAAGGGCAAGGAGACUCAGUUGCUCCAGGAUGUUGAAGACAGGGCAAAACUUGAUGGUCUAUAUGAAUGUGUCCUAUGCGCUUGUUGUUCUACAAGUUGCCCCUCAUAUUGGUGGAAUGGUGACAAGUACUUAGGCCCUGCUGUUCUUAUGCAGGCUUACCGAUGGAUUAUUGACUCUAGGGAUGAUGCAACCUCGAAACGUCUUUCAAACCUAAAAGAUACAUAUUCAGUGUAUAGAUGCCACACAAUCAUGAACUGUACUAGAACAUGCCCCAAAGGCUUAAACCCAGGACGAGCAAUUGCUCAGAUCAAAACACUUUUAUCAGGAAUGGUAAAGAAACAGUCCCCCAUAAUGGACCCUGCUGGCCUUCAAAAACAAUCUGCAAGCAAUUAACUUGGAAAUGUUUAUUUAGAACAAUAUUAUUUAUUUUGACAAUAUGUUGCAAUAAAUGCAACUAUCCCUUUUGAUGUAGAAAUAUUUUUGACUGAACUGCUUGUUCUAUUAUGUUGCUGUAGUGUUUGUAUAAUAAUUGUUUAUUAAAAUCUGAUUGAUGUAAGAAAAAUAAAAUUGCUAAUCAUACAGUUUUGUCAAUUUAA
Pieris napi is the source of this 1294-nucleotide messenger RNA. It is a transcript of the gene SdhB, whose product is annotated as succinate dehydrogenase [ubiquinone] iron-sulfur subunit, mitochondrial. The transcript has a single exon. Gene Ontology annotation, cellular component: mitochondrial membrane. The coding region runs from base 243 to 1091 and encodes 282 amino acids. NCBI's taxonomy places the organism in Eukaryota, Metazoa, Arthropoda, Insecta, Lepidoptera, Pieridae. The record is from RefSeq and is a predicted model, not a curated record. Gene Ontology annotation, biological process: respiratory electron transport chain; aerobic respiration; tricarboxylic acid cycle. Gene Ontology annotation, molecular function: electron transfer activity; 2 iron, 2 sulfur cluster binding.